This is a messenger RNA of Staurois parvus, 292 nucleotides long. The record is from the annotation of a GenBank genome assembly. Lineage: Eukaryota; Metazoa; Chordata; Amphibia; Anura; Ranidae.
CAUUACUGGCUUGGGAAAAGCAUCUUGGUUUGAUCAGAUGCUUUUUAAGGGCAGAGGAGAGAUCUGGGGUCUCAGGUUUAUUGAUACUGGUGGGCAGGGGCGGACUGACAACUCAUGGGGCCCCCGGGCAAUAGGGGAUCAUGGGGCCCCCGUGUCUUCGCCCACACUCAAAUCACUGCCAAAAAACUCUAUGAAAGGUACAAAGGACAUCUCAUGGGGCCCCCUACUGACCCCGGGCCCUCGGGCAGUGCCCGAGUUCCCCAAUGGUCAGUUCGCCCCUGCUGGUGGGAGU